CACACAGAUGCGUGGGGAUGACAGUGACAGCCCAGACCUGUCGACAGAGCAUGUGUAUAUUUUCGUUGGGGUCUCUGUGGCCUUGUUCCUUUGUCUCCUCCUCCUGGUUCUCGCCUUCCUCCAUUGUCAGCGUCGGAAAAAACACAGGCUCCCCGGCAGCCAAGAUGAGGAGCAGAGGCCCCAGGAGAGGGUCAGCCCAGCUGUUGACCUUCCCCAGAGGACACCAGAUGUGGCAACAGUCGGCAGACUUCCUGAGAAGGACAGGGAAGCGCCCAGCUCGGACCCGCCUGCAGGAAGCCCCCAGGACGUGACGUACGCUCAGUUAGACCACCAGAUCCUCGCACAGAGGACAGCCCGAGGCACGUUCCCACGGCCCACGGAGCCCACGGCUGAGUCCAGCACGUAUGCAUCCCUGGCCAGACCCUGACUCCGGACCCACCUGGCCUCUGCUCCUAGAGACAUGGGAAGUCACUCCUGCAGAAGCGUGAGGCGGCCAUUUGGAGGGCUUCCCUACAGAAUCAUCCCUUUCUGGAAAGCCAUGCGGUCAGCUCUCCCGGAGGCCAGAGGUGCACUCAGGAGACUCCUAAUCAGCGUCUAGGAGGUUCAUUAACCACGUGGUCCCUCCGAAAACCAACUAGAUGCUCACAGAGAAUGUGGAGCACUUCAUUUACAAACACCCAGAGCUACAGACCCCUGGCAGUUUCCGGAGACUCAGCUAUGGUCCCACGGUCACCCACAGGUGAUUCCAGAUGUGUCCUGUGUGUCCCCACCUGCCCCCAGAGGCUCUGAUUUACUCGUCUUCCAGAGUUCAGUAGUUGGCCCUGAACCCGGGCUAUACUUGGGCAGCUGAUCGCUGAGACCCUGUUUUCUGGAUCAUGCUUCAUUUUGUUCGCCAAUAAAUGUUUUCAC
This is a messenger RNA of Puma concolor (puma), 909 nucleotides long. The record is from RefSeq and is a predicted model, not a curated record. NCBI's taxonomy places the organism in Eukaryota, Metazoa, Chordata, Mammalia, Carnivora, Felidae.